Gadus morhua (Atlantic cod) is the source of this 572-nucleotide messenger RNA. It is a transcript of the gene cfap144, whose product is annotated as cilia and flagella associated protein 144. The transcript has 4 exons. Gene Ontology annotation, cellular component: ciliary base. Bases 80 to 484 code for a protein of 134 amino acids. Lineage: Eukaryota; Metazoa; Chordata; Actinopteri; Gadiformes; Gadidae. The record is from RefSeq and is a predicted model, not a curated record.
CGGUUGUCAUGGUGAGCAUGUAGCCUACUUCCCAGUGCGUUUAUUCCCAGUGAGGUGCGGAUUUUAUUGAGGUGCUGAAAUGUCCAAACCAGAGAAGACACCCCUGGAUGUCGUCCACCAAAACGCAAUUCAUGUUGAAACCAUCCAGAAAGAACAAAGAACCCAGAAACUCUACACGGAGUUCAACAUCAAUCCAUACAAGAAGCUCCAUGUUCUGACGGACAAGCCGACGGUCGGCGGUGAGGAGAUGGAGGCGGUGGAGGAUCAUUCCUUCAUACAAGCCCAUCAUCACGCCUGGCUCGAGCCGACCAGGAAGUACCCCCACCCCCAGACGGAGAGCCAGGAGAUCGGCUGGUUCUCCAAACCACUGAUCAUCUCAGACCGCAGCGAUCGGAGACUGAGCUUCCCUCGUCAGAACACAGAGAUCACCAAGUACAUGGACGCUGCCUGGCGCCUCAAGGAACAAACUCGCAACCUCAGCUGAUCGGCCUGAACACAAGUUGAACAUCCACAGCCUUGUACGUACUUGCAUAGUACAAAUUAUAGCUGAUUAAAAAGAAGUUAUAAUAAGA